AAUGUGGUAUGGUUGUUGGUGCCAGACGAGCUGCACUGAAUAGUUCACAAACCGCUGAUCUAGUGGGAUUUUUCUAAAGCACCAUCUCUGGAUUUCACAAAAAAUGGUCUAAAAAGAAAAAAGGAAGGCAACAGCAUCUAAAUGAACGACUAUUUACAACCAAGGUGUGCAGAAGAAUGGUGAAUGGACUGGAUCUUAAACUGUGCUUUUCUACUUUGCCUGCGCUUCAAAGCACUUUAUAUCAUCCACCCAUUUUAUUAAGCUCGUUCACAUGCUGAUGAACAUGUGGAGAACAACUUGGGCUUAAGUAUCUCACACUGGAUCAGCCACGGAUCAAACUACCAAGCUCCUUGCAAUUAGUGGAUGACCGCAGAAGACCACACCAGGUACUACUCCUGCCAGCUAAGGACAAGAAGUUGAGAGUACAAUUUGCACAGGCUCAACAGAAGAUUGGAAAAACUUUGCAUGAUCUGAGGAGUCUGCAUGGGUGCAGAGGAGGUGUUGGUGGUGUAAUGGCCAAGCUCUACUUGUCCAUAAUCGAUGACGUGAUUGACAGCGUGAGAGAGCUCUUCUUGGAUGAAGGAGUUGAAGACCGCGUCCUGGAUGAUUUAAGACAUCUCUGGGAGUCAAAAGUGAUGCAGUCAAAAGCAAUGGAAGGCUUAAGGAAAAACACCAACCCAUCCAACUUUGUGCUCCAGCUUCCUGCCAGCUACACUCAGACUGAUCAGGAGCUCACCGCCUCAGUUGUCAUCCCUGGAAAUCAGAAUAUCCGCAGCUUCCCAGUCAAGAACAAUUCAGAGACACUUGCUACCUUUUCCCUCCCUGCUGGAUUGGCUUACCCCGUGCAGAUACCAGCAGGAGUCACUCUACAAACAGCCUCUGGUCAACUUUACAAGGUCAAUGUUCCUGUUGUGGUUACGCAGGCCCCAGUGGGUCAGCAGCCUGCAACCCAAGCCAUGCAGAAAGUCACUGAAUGGAGGGAGGCUUCUGCCCCCCAGCCUCCUGCAAUCCCACCAAAUCCUAUUCCUCCCCACGAGGUAGAAACAUCCUCGGUUCCAGCUCAGUCUGUCACACAGCCAAAGACCAUUUUACCCUCCAGUCAGGAGGGCAGCCUUCCCCUGCAGUCUACAGAGCCAGAUUUCCCACAGGAAGAAAAUGAGCCAAAUCCACAACCUAACCUCAGCACGACCGCCUCACCUUGCACUCAGUUAUUAGACUUCCAGAUCAGAAGAGAGGAGGCUCUGGCACAGAUGGCUCAGAGCAGAGACAUUGAUGACAUCCUGAAAGAAGUUAUUGAGGAGGAGAGAGAAAAAGCAGAAAGGGCAAAGAAGCUAGCUCCUGUGGAGUCUGACAGCCAGUCUGAAGCGACUCUUGGGUUGGAUCUGGACUACAGCUACAGCCAGUUCUCAGACAUCGUUCAGCUCGAUGGUCCUGCAGGCAACUCUGACCUCGAGGAGGAAGAGGAGGUUCCCCUGGAAGAGAAUGACUUUCUGGGUAUAAUCAAUGCAGAGGCCAUGAAGGCCCUGCAGGAAGGAAAUGAAAGCAGUGAUGGCAACAGCAUCUCCACCAGCAGCGACGGUGAAGGUGCAGAUGAACUCGCUAACAUAGAGGAGGAGGACCCUCUGAAUUCAGGUGACGAUGUGAUUGAGCAAGACAUCCCGGACCUUUUUGACACUGACAAUGUCAUUGUUUGCCAGUAUGACAAAAUUCACCGCAGUAAGAACCGUUGGAAGUUUCACCUGAAGGACGGAGUGAUGUGCUACGGCGGCAGGGACUACGUGUUUUCGAAAGCAGUUGGGGAAGCAGAGUGGUAAUGAACCUUAGUCCCCCUGAACAGAUCAGGGAAAGAGAAACUAUCAUUUAAAAAGGAAUUUAAAAUUCUUAGUUGUAGUAAUGUGGCUCACAGAGCAGUUUGUGACUACUGUGCCAGAUUGGUGAUAAUCAUCAGAGCAAUGCUACAAGUCACUUAUAUUAGCCAGUUAUAUAAAGCAUUCCUUAUAAAUACUGUUUACUGAGUCAAACAGCAUGGAUUUAUGUUGUAUUGCACUUUGUGAAAAUAUUCUUUAAAAGCACAGUAAACCUUUUAUUUGAACUCCAAUGAUUGUGACUCUUUGAGGAUAACAAAUGUGCUGUUUGAUUUUCAAACAUUGUAAUGUCUCUUUAAUUAUGCUCCAAAUAUACUGACCUGUACUGUUGUGUUGCGUUUAAUGA
Molecule: messenger RNA, 2211 nt
Organism: Oreochromis niloticus (Nile tilapia)
Lineage: Eukaryota; Metazoa; Chordata; Actinopteri; Cichliformes; Cichlidae
Gene: gtf2a1l
Product: general transcription factor IIA, 1-like
Exons: 9
Coding region: 513-1814 (433 amino acids)
Biological process (GO): transcription initiation at RNA polymerase II promoter; transcription by RNA polymerase II
Cellular component (GO): transcription factor TFIIA complex
Source: RefSeq, a predicted model, not a curated record